GCUGUGCAGUUGAUGUUUUGAAAUGUCGGAAGAUGUGGGUACAGUGUUUGUGAAAGUUGCAUGUCGGACUGCUGUGCAAUUUUGAUAAUGUCAACAGAAUAAGAAGACAUCCUCACAAUGUAUCUGUUGCGGGCGACAAAGUUCGGGGGUCAUCUUCAUCCGAAAAGGUUUUUUACUUCGAGUCCACAACGUAUGAAAUCUCACUACGAUGCUUUAGGUCUUACACCCAAAGCAACACAAAGUGACAUUAAGAAUGCAUAUUAUAAAUUGUCAAUGGUAUAUCACCCUGAUAAAAAUAAAGGAAGCGAAGAAGCAUCCCAAAAAUUUCGUGACAUAACAACGGCGUAUGAAGUUCUCGGUAAUUUGAAACUGAGAAAAUUGUAUGACAAGGGUAUACUGCACACUGCAGGGGCGCAGUAUGCAUCUGCAGGAACGGUAGAUGUUGAAGACGAUCCAGAAGCGAAAUUCUAUAAAUCGAGGAUGCACCGAGCUAAGCCCCCAGCACCUACUGGAAGGACACCUAUAUAUGACUUCGACGAGUGGACGCAAGCACAUUACGGUGAAACUUUUGCCCGUAAACAGAAAGAUAAAGCUAAAUAUGAAGCGCGCCUCCAAAGGGAAGCAUUCUUUUCUCAUGACAAGCAGCACGAGGUGAUAUUUUAUAGUCUCGUACUUGGAGUAGCAGCAUUUAUGUAUGUAUUGAAAGCGCAAGAUGCAGAAAAAUAUGAUGUUGUGAAGGAAAGAAAGAAGGCUGUGACCCCUGACAACACAUCAUCAAGUUGAGAAACUACGUGCAUAAUUAAGAAUAGCUUCAGUGUGCCAUGGGGACUCGAUUCUGUACGAAACUUUGUGAAGCUGUGCACCAAUCUGUACAUUUGUCAUGCUGCUGGCUUGCAUUGGCAAAUGAUGUAUAAGUUAAAUAUACUUGAUUGUUAUGUGGUCGCUGUAUGAGUUAAAUAUACUGGACUGUUGUA
Molecule: messenger RNA, 974 nt
Organism: Schistocerca nitens (vagrant locust)
Lineage: Eukaryota; Metazoa; Arthropoda; Insecta; Orthoptera; Acrididae
Product: dnaJ homolog subfamily C member 30, mitochondrial-like
Exons: 1
Coding region: 118-783 (221 amino acids)
Source: RefSeq, a predicted model, not a curated record